AUGAACGCCUCCGUGCCGCUGAUCCUGGUAAUGAUGGUGUCAGCUCGAGUGAACCACUCAGCCAGGAUCCUGGGCAUCAUCCCGACGUCCUCCAUCAGCCACCAGCUGCCUUUCAGACUGAUAGCCCUCGAGCUCGCCAAGAGAGGCCAUCAGGUCACAGUCAUGACAACGGACCCGAUAAGACUUGGAUCCCCACCAACAAUUGGUUACGUGUAUCUGGGCUCUCCUGCUCCAGUACUCCCUUAUUAUGGAAAUCCCAACAACCCAGCAUACUGUUACGAUUUCAUGGUUGGCUACACAGACCACAUGUCUUUCUGGGAAAGACUAUAUAAUACCUAUGUUAUGGCUCGAAUAUCUUACACAUGGAACUACGUAACAAUGCCAUCGCAAAAUGAACUGAUUAGGAGGUAUUUUGGCCCUGAUCACCCCCCUAUGCAAGAAAUUGACACAAACUUCAGCCUUCUUACUGUCAACAACCACUUCAGCGUGAAUUACCCACGGCCACUGUUGCCUAAUGUCAUUGAGGUGACGGGACUACAUCUAGAGAAACAGCGGAAGCCACUUCCUCAACUCUUCUGCGGAGCUGAGCAGGAGUCUAUUUUGAAGGAAAUUUUUGACAGGAUUCCUACAUCACCCAAUUGA
Molecule: messenger RNA, 642 nt
Organism: Schistocerca gregaria
Lineage: Eukaryota; Metazoa; Arthropoda; Insecta; Orthoptera; Acrididae
Product: UDP-glucuronosyltransferase 1A5-like
Exons: 3
Coding region: 1-642 (213 amino acids)
Molecular function (GO): UDP-glycosyltransferase activity
Source: RefSeq, a predicted model, not a curated record